Molecule: messenger RNA, 1881 nt
Organism: Eutrema salsugineum
Lineage: Eukaryota; Viridiplantae; Streptophyta; Magnoliopsida; Brassicales; Brassicaceae
Exons: 4
Coding region: 1-1881 (626 amino acids)
Source: RefSeq, a predicted model, not a curated record
AUGACGAGCCGUCGGUUUCGACGAGCCGUCCCCAGGAUCCCGUUCCUGAUGAAGGCAUUAAUCGCGCCGCAUUUUAAGGCCGAGGAGGAGGCAUUUCUCUUUGACCUUUUCGAGGCGAAGCGUGAAUUGGAGCGUCUCAUGGCGUCCCGAGGCGCUUCCACAUCCGGGCGAGGGCCACGAGUUAAGAGACAAAAACCUGACCCGCCUGGCUCUACGCUUUGCUCCCUUGAGUCGCUCGAGGCGUUGAGGCAUCGCUUCGGGAUAUCCGAGGCGGUGGAGUUCGUCGUUCCAGAGAAGAGUGACCGAGCCGACAAGCCUCCAGAGAAUGAUUUCACUCUGUACGAGGCGUUCUUCGAGCUUUGCUUCCUCUGGUUCCCGAUCCCCGGAGUGAUCCUUGAAUAUCUCUGGAAACACGGGAUCUCGAUUGGGCAAAUCAUGCCGAGGAGAUUACGGCAUAUGAUUGGCAUCUUAGUUCGAAGCUUCGAAUCCGGACUUGAUAUCGAGCUGAAUCACCUGCUGAACUUGCUGGAAAUCAGGAAAGCUCCGAAAGGAAAUAGAUUCUAUAUUUCCAACAAGGUGAAGCGACGGAUCAUCGGCGGUUUUCCCAGCAAGGAUCAGUUUUGGACUGAACGCUUCUUCUACGUCUUGGUGAACGAGGCGUCGGUCGACGAGGAUUACGUUCAAAGAACCAAGACCGCUUGGGGACCACUUGGUAGCCGACCCGAAGCUUUGCCUCGGCUCGGAACUGUUUUUUGUUCGGUGAAUUCUUCCCCCAUUCCCGACGACCUCUUUACUGUUCAAGACUCUCUUUCGGCGCGGAAGGUUAAUUGGAGGAAGAAUUUCACCCUCGAAAGAGUGGAAAAAGCGCGAGCCAUCCUUGCCGGAGUCCCGAUAAAGGAAGAGGCCACGAGGCGAGCUGCCGAGGCGGCUCAAGCGCAGACCGAGGCGGUUCCAGCACAAACUGAGGCCGUCCCUCAACCCGACCCGCCCAGCCGGGAAGGAGACGAAAUGGUCCGAGCCGGAGAAGGCAACACUGCCGAGGCGGUCAAGAGAGACGCAGCGCCCGAGGUGGAACCGGGCGAAAUUAUUCCCGAGGCGUCCGGGGAUGAUUCGGCGGUGCGGAGCAAAACUCCUUCGAACUCUGCCAUUUUAGCCCUCCCGAAGUCGACGAGGCCCCCGACUUCAGUCGUUCAGAAACAUGACCCGAGCCAAAAACGUUCGGCCGCUGACAAAGGGAAGGGCGUUGCCGUUCAGAAGGACGAGCCGUCUAAGAAGAGGCGGAAGCCGACGCCCGGAGACCCCACCGCGCGCAAGUUGGUCGUCGACGACCCCAACGCCUCUGCCGUCAUGUUCUCGCGUGUAAAUAACGCGAACACGCGUCUUCCUCCUCCGGAGAAGUUGAGGAGGCCCGAGUUUGUCGCGGCCAUUAACGACCUGAUGGCCGAGUACGAGGCGGACCUGUCUGAGGUCGAACGUCGCUUGACCGAGGCCCGAACUGAGACCGCGGCGUCAAAGGCGAAGCUGGAAGAGGUUCAGAACGAAGCCGCGACGGCAAAGGGGAAACUGGACGAAGCCGCGACGGCAAAGGUGGAGGAGGGUUUGACCAAGCUCGAGAAGGCCAAAAAUGACAAGAACGAUCUGGGGAAAAUCAAGGGCAACCUUGCGAUGAUUGCCGUCCUGAAGAAACCAGACGCCCCGACGCUCGAUGAUGAGGAGGCGCAGCUAAAGAGCUGGGAGAGCGAAUAUGCUGAUGACGACGCGUAUGAGCGUAUUGCCUCCGAGAUCCAAGGCGAGCUGGUUUUCUCGUCCGUAUCGCCGGAUUGGAUUCGGUCGACACCAGCCUUGGUAACGAGCCGCUCGAAGAGACAGCGGCCAACUUAG